CUCCCCAAGACAAAGCAAUUGAUGAGCCGGUGAUUCUCUAGUGCCCGAUUCAAUCUGUUGCCUUGGCUUGGCUGGGUCUCGAUCUAUCGAGAGCAACCUGGGCCUCGCUCAAGUACAGUUUGCUCGUUGCAAGGGGUGGGGGACUGCAAAACAAGAAAAUAAUAGGGAAGAUUAGAUCAUCAAACCAGUAGUUAAUCUCACUGCGGGUGCAUGAGAUAACAAUGGCAACAAUUAACAAAUCGUAUUUCUUUCUCUGCUUCUUUUUCUUGUCCUUUGCUCUAGUUAUUGCCAGCGGAACUCAUCAACAGGAAGUACAGUUAGAUGCCUACUGGAAACAACGAGCCGAAGAAGCCGAAAAAGUGGCCAUGCAAUCUUUUCAAACAGAUCCUGAGCUAGUCACCGAGGAGUUCAAUUCUAAUGUUGGCGAGCUUUUGAUGAAGCUAAAUGGCACAAGAAGGAACUUGAGGGGCGUCAAGAAGUACAAUGGUCCAUGCAUGGCCACCAACCCAAUUGAUGCAUGCUGGAGGUGUGACAAAAACUGGGCCAAGAACCGCAAGAGGCUCGCCAACUGCGUCCAAGGCUUCGGCAGAAAGACCACCGGCGGCAAGGGCGGCCCUAUUUAUGUGGUGACUGACCCCUCUGACUUGGACUUGGUAAACCCUAAACCUGGAACCCUGCGUCACGCAGUGAUUCAGAAAGGGCCUCUUUGGAUCAUCUUUGCACGCAGCAUGGUGAUUAGGCUGCAGCAAGAGCUGAUUGUGACUAGUGACAAGACCAUUGAUGGUAGGGGAGCCAACGUUAACAUACACGACGGCGCUGGCAUUACCCUCCAGUUUGUGAAGAAUGUGAUCAUCACCAACCUUCACAUCAAAAGAAUUGUGCCGAAAGGAGGUGGCAUGAUCAGAGACUCCGUCGACCAUUUGGGCCAGAGGACCAGGAGUGAUGGCGAUGGCAUCUCCAUCUUUGGCUCCUCCAACGUUUGGAUUGACCACGUUUCCAUGGAAAAUUGCGCAGAUGGGCUCAUAGACGCUAUCAUGGGUUCCACAGCUAUCACCAUCUCCAACUCCCACUUCACUCACCACAAUGACGUGAUGUUGUUCGGUGCCAGCAACAGCUACACUCAAGACAAGAUCAUGCAAAUCACGGUAGCCUUCAACCACUUUGGUCAGGGAUUGGUGCAGAGGAUGCCAAGGUGCCGGCACGGAUUCUUCCAUGUGGUGAACAACGACUACACCCACUGGCUCAUGUAUGCCAUCGGCGGCAGCAUGAACCCUACCAUUAUCAGCCAGGGUAACAGGUUCAUUGCUCCUCCAAAUCAAGGCGCCAAAGAGGUGACCAAGAGGGACCACACACCAGAGGCAGAGUGGAAGAAAUGGGAAUGGAGAUCAGAGGGAGAUUUGAUGAUGAAUGGAGCAAUCUUUGUUCAAUCUGGAUCCGGAAAGAGCAAUCACCCAGCAAAGAUGGAUUUGAUGCCCUUCAAGCCGGGAACCUAUGUCGCAGAGCUCACAAAGUUUGCCGGUGCUCUUGACUGCUUUGUUGGCAAACCUUGCUAGGCAUUUUUCCCCUUUUUUUCUGCCACCAUGGACUUGUUUUUUUGUUUGCAAACUCAAAUAGUACAAAACGGCCCAAUCCGUAUGUAUUUGUAAUUGAGGGUAGAAGAAGAUUACUUAGGCCGUGUGUGCGUGAGGGUGGAAAUCAAAUGUUGCCAAUGUUUUUGCUGUCCUUGUUA
Messenger RNA from Prunus mume (Japanese apricot), 1729 nucleotides. Its product is annotated as putative pectate lyase 3. The record is from RefSeq and is a predicted model, not a curated record. NCBI's taxonomy places the organism in Eukaryota, Viridiplantae, Streptophyta, Magnoliopsida, Rosales, Rosaceae. Gene Ontology annotation, molecular function: pectate lyase activity.